Salvia splendens (bonfire salvia) is the source of this 973-nucleotide messenger RNA. RefSeq names its product putative 4-hydroxy-4-methyl-2-oxoglutarate aldolase 2. NCBI's taxonomy places the organism in Eukaryota, Viridiplantae, Streptophyta, Magnoliopsida, Lamiales, Lamiaceae. Gene Ontology annotation, biological process: regulation of RNA metabolic process. The record is from RefSeq and is a predicted model, not a curated record. Bases 236 to 736 code for a protein of 166 amino acids. The transcript has 2 exons. Gene Ontology annotation, molecular function: ribonuclease inhibitor activity.
CGGACCUUUACUUUUAUGACCCAAGAAAUAUCCAAGUCCAAUCCCUUCUGCCAAACCACUCCGUCUAUUUGAUCCAAUCACAACAAGCUAGAGCUACAGAACCAAUCAAGUUCGACAGAGAAGUUUGAAUUUCACAAAAGAGUUAGCUCGAUUCAUUGUUUGACUUCAAGCAGUUGCUCAUUAGCUCCAACUGACUUCAUCUGGUGUGUCCUUUUCUGAAGGUUACUAAUCUAGGAUGGCCUUGGUCACAACAGCUGAAGUGUGUGAUACAAACCCACAGCUUAUAGUGAGUGGUGAGCUCCGGGCACUCCAUCCAGUUUUCCAGAUUUAUGGUAGGAGGCAAGUCUUCUCCGGCCCAGUUGUUACCCUCAAAGUGUUUGAAGAUAAUGUUUUGGUACGAGAGUUUCUUGAGGAGAAGGGCAAUGGAAGGGUUCUUGUUGUUGAUGGAGGUGGUAGUUUGAGAUGCGCGAUACUGGGUGGUAACCCAGUUGUACAAGCUCAGAAUAAUGGAUGGGCUGGUAUAAUAGUCAAUGGUUGCAUAAGGGAUGUAGAUGAAAUUAAUGGUUGUGACAUCGGGGUGAGAGCUCUGGCCUCACACCCUAUGAAAGCUAAUAAGAAAGGGGUCGGAGAAAAGCACGUUCCUGUAAACAUUGCUGGGACCAGAAUCUGUGAUGGAGAGUGGAUGUAUGUGGACACUGAUGGUAUUUUGGUCUCUAAAACAGAGCUGUCGGUUUGAUAACGUCUCUCUUCUGCUCGAUUGGCAGGAGAGGUUCUGUGAUAUGUAUUGUUUGAUAGUACUGUUUAUGAUUCUAUUCUAUUCAGUUCAUGAGGAACUUAUAAUUAUUGUCUGUACUGUAAUAUUUAUGCUUGUGUUUUGAACUUGUCAUUCUAGUAUCCAUUUAUGUUGUAUGCUAUUCACUUUAUAUCUGUAUCUGAUUGUUUUCUUGAUCAAUCAUUUCAUCUCUUUAUGCUA